AUUUGCAGCUAACGGAGUAGCGCUGUGUUCCCCUGGUUUCCUGGCCCGACUCGGAUCCUCACGGGCCUCCUGGCUUCCACCGCAGCCCGUUGGGCAGAGGAGGAGCGGUCCUCUCCCGGUCCACUCGAUCAGUUCCGACAAACUCUCCCGCUACCCGCGUCGGACUCGGCAGCAAGCACCAGGACACCAUGAUCGGCAAGACUCUCUUCGCGCUCUGCAUCUUCACGGCAGGACUGAGGGUACAGAGCAUGCCUACAUCAGCCCUCUUGUCUGUUUCUUUUCCGGAAAAGAGUAUCUCACCAGCGACCUUCUGGACAAGCUCCCCACAAAGCCCUCUUGCCUCUCCCACCAGUGGCAUGCCCAGCAGCUCAGUUACAGCCUCUUCAGUGCAGACAUCUCUACCCCCCAAGAAUGUUUUAACAGAGUCCACAGAACAGGAAACCACCUUGACUUGGGAAGGCACAAACACAGACAACUUAUCAACAAGCAGUGGGGUCCACUUAACAUCCAUACCCACCAAACACAGCUCAGGCAUUCCAGAGGCAAGUGUGCCAGCCACAGGGUCGAAGUCCCCCCCUGAGUCUCCUGCACUCCCCUCCCCUCAGGCUCCAGCCUCAUCACUUCCAACCUUAUCAACCUUACCACCCCCAACCCUAUCAACCUCACCACCCCCGACCCUAUCAACCUCACCAGCCCCGACCCUAUCAACCUCACCACCCCCAACCCUAUCAACCUCACUACCAGAGGUUUCUUCUGUCUCUGACAACGCCAACCACAGCUCCACUGAGACCAGUAUCAAGACCACAGGAGUCCCAACCACACCAGAGUCCCCAGCACAGGAACACAGUUCUGGCCACACGCCCACUCCCCACGCCACGUCGGAGCUGGUGCCUAUGGAGACAACGCCCCAAACAACUGUGCCAGACAAAUGUAUUCUGGUAGAUAUCACCGCCUCCCCGAAGAUGACCAUGGAGCACGCACUAAGUUCAGGCAGCAUCGCCGCCAUCACAGUGACCGUCAUCGCCGUGGUGUUGCUGGUGUUUGGAGUCGCAGCGUAUCUGAAGAUCAGGCAUUCCUCCUAUGGAAGACUUCUGGAUGAUCAUGACUACGGGUCCUGGGGAAACUACAACAAUCCUCUGUAUGACGACUCCUAACAAAGGAACAUGGCCUGGGAUGAGGGAUAACUGCUCUUUAUUUAUAAGUGCUUAUCCAGUAGAAUUAAUAACAAGUACCUGAUGUGCAUUGAGCGACAAUCUUAAGCCCUGUUUUAUUGGUUUGGUUGCUUCAUUUUCCUCCCUCUCCUUUGGCUGCUAUAACUUCCCCUUUCUGGUACAAAAAGAACCAUUAUUUAAAGGUAUGUGGAGACUGACUUGCAGCUAAAAUGGGCCAACCUUGAGCGCUGUGCCAGACCACCAUGAUGGAGGCUUCUGUACCCACCACAGGACCCACUGUGAGGACAGAGGAAGAGGAAUCCAGUUGUUUUGAUAGGGGUUACUUUUAGGGAAACUUUUUGUUUGUGGUAUAUCUUAGACUUUUAUUUAGAAAAUUACAUUAAAUCUCAAUCAGUGGGGAGGAAAUGAGUUCUGGGAGGAUCUCACCCUGCAGGUGAGGAAGCAGGGAUUUCUCAGAUUCCUUUUUAAUAUCUAUUUAUCUGGCUGUGUCUGACAGGACCCUUGCUGGGCUCUACAAGCUGUAUCCCAGCCUCUUAGCUGCCUAGUUAAUGAAAGAGGAACUGGAAAGUGCCCCUGAGGAGGCCAGCAGGCAGAGGGGCACAGUUGCAGGUUGCCUCAUAUCUCAGCAUACCUUCUACCUGUUCUCCCCGCCAGGCCACCUGUCUCUGCUAAGGAUGCCUGCCCUAGUCAACACCAGCUGGGAUCCCAGCCCACGAGCUUUCAGUGGAGUUGCGGUUCCUCGGGAGAAGGCUAGAAGAUGAACUUAGUUAGAGAUGAGAAAGCGGGAGGCAUGUAGAGGGAGUGUACAAUGAGGGGAAUGGAGGAGGGAGGAGCUGACAUGCACUGAGUACCUCACUAGGUAAAGUGGGAAUCAGUCUCAUUAACUGUCAGAGGCAUCCACUGGUUGGAGGAGCCCAUAGAUUCCUUGCUUUAUGCCCACAAAACAACUGGUUCACUGCCAACUGUCUGUUGGAUAAUGGCCGUAAACUGUUUUCUAAAAAAAAAUUUUAAACUAUCUACAAUUGCUCAGCGAGGCAUUUCCAUAGCAAACAGACAUGGUGGUUAAUCCAUUUAUUUUUCCCACCCACAUACCUUAUUAAUUCUGCCCUCUAAUAAAUCAAAACCCCUGGGUGGAGAGUCUUUAAAUCACGCACAACAGAUUUUGAGAAAUAACUGAUCAUUUUUGCAGGUAUCCACUGAUUCCAGUGGUUCUCAUCCACCAGGCAGUUUUGCACCCCACUCAGGGGUGGGAGGGACAUACAAAGACAUCUGGUGACAUUUUUGACUGUCACAUCUUGGGGCUUCUACUAGUGAGUAGAGACCAUGGCUUCCCUAAACAUUCUACAUUGCACAGAAGAGCCCACAAAAAGAAUUAUCUGGCCCAAAGUGUCAAUAGUGCUCAGCUGGAGAAUCCCUAAUGUAUUUCAAUGCCCAUCAUGACAGAACAGGACACUCCCAGAUUUUUAAUUAAAUAAAAUGUAUUCGUUUUUUAAUCUCAAAAGUGUUUAAUUUGCUAGCUGAUGGAUUGUUUUGAGCACGCCAGGUGCCUUAAAUUUGUGUGUUCAAGAUGGCUCUGUGUCAUGGUAUAACUCUGUCCUCCUACAACACCUGAUAUUAGUAACCAGUGUCUGAUGUCCUGAUUUCAUGGAGGAGAAAAUAUACAUCAGAUCCCCUUCCAAACGGUGUUCUGUUGUCUAACAGUGUCAUAAAGAACUUGGCACUGGUCAGUUUUUAUUUCUAAACUUGGACCUGCUGCCACAACUCUGUUAGUUUCCAGAAACUUGACCCGCAGCUCAUCCUGUCACUCCUUGUGACCAGCAAAGUGCUGGCAUGCAAACCACCAUUGCUGUGCUGUCCUAAACCCCUGUGGUGCCAAAGACACCAGGGUCCAGGCCAUGUCCACAAGCCUGCCAUCGCACACUCUGCAAGAAUUUAUUCCUAAACACAUAGGCACCACAGGAACAUGAGCAACCUCCAGAGGAAUUUCACAAAAGGAGUGGGCAAUGAGGAGUGGAAUGCUGAUAUCUCUGAUUGUUUAAAACCAACAAAAAAAAUUGUUUACGUGGACAUGCUCAGAAAGAUGGCCAGGAACGACAAAUGGUGCCCUCGCCAGCAACACUUGGCCUGAAUAAUUGUCCCUCUUCCCUACCCUCACUCCCUGCAUAGGCUCUAAGUUCGGCAAAGGAUGAUUCAAUAAAAACAGAAUAUCCCAUAUUUUUCUUCUCCCUCAGUCAAAAGCAUUUUGACAAAGUGUCCGUGAAACACCUUGUAGAGGUGCACCUCUGGACAUUGCUUCCGUCAUAAUCACUGGAUCAGAGGAACCAGCCUCUUGCCAAGGAAUUCUGACCUACAUAAGCCACGGACUCAGCCAGCAUGUUUCCUUACCAAAGGCUGCAACUGUGCAAGAGCAGCUGAUGGUUUGUUGUUCUUAUGAAUUUUCAAGUCCUUAUGGAAAAGGGAGAGAUCUGAACCCAAAGCAGGUCUCAAUCAGCAGGCAGAUAUACACCUUCCUCCAAGGCGACAGCUUUCUAUCAAACUCUCACACUCUUUGUUAUGUUAGUAUAAAAUACCAAUGGGAUGAACUUUAUUUUGCCAAAUGCAUUUUCUUUUCUAUUUUUGAGUUGGCCAAAGGAUUUUAGCAACUGAAUUCAACUUGCUACACACACACAAUAUAUAUAGAUAAUUGAUGACCUUUACCUCAGGGAGAGUCUGUCCAGCUCUACCCAAGGGAAAUAGCUCCAGUGAAUUUAAACAGCCACAUGCCAUCCAGGGACAGGACUAUUCAAAGCAUUAGAGGAAUGACAGAGCAGGGGGGAGGUGAACAGCCUCUUCUAAACUAUAGCUUGCAAAUGAUGAAAUGAUAAAAUUCAACUUUGUUUUCAUUUCCCAUGGCCCCAGUGAAGUCCCCUGCUCUGUUUGGAUGUCUGUGUCUUCAUUUCUUAAAUGGGGGUGAUGUUUUCACAGUGACCUCACCCAUGCUACCUCACAAAUACGUUGUGAGGACUAAUGAAAUCAUGUCUACAGUGUUUUCAGUUUCUGCAAAAGAAUAUUUAUAGACAUUUUAAGUAUUUUAAGUAUUACAUAGAUAUAUAAGUGAUCUCAGUUUCUUGUUUGUUGUUAUACUGGUGUGUUGUUUUUACUUAAAUCUAUAAAAUGACAGCUGUGUUGUAGCCACAUCAGAUGGCUAUUCCAGCUCCAGGCUACCCCCAGUACAGCUGACUGACUGAGGGUUAACCAUGCCUGGAACUACAAAGGUUAGUUUCCAUCUGCAAAUGAAAGAUGGCUUGAGGCAUAGGUCUCACAGACUAUUGAGUUAGGAUCCAGAAGGUUAGGGUAGGACAGUAUGGAUACCUGAGCACUAACAGUAAUAGACCUCUGGCUUUUACCAUCCUGGGGUCUUCUGGAUUCUUUGUGGAGUUGAUUUUGGUUUGAUAUCAUCUGUUUGCCCUCCAUCUUGCUUACAAGGUUGCAUAGUUCAAUUCCUUGCAUUUGGGAAAUGAAUUUUGCAACUGGGCCAGAUGCUAAUUUGCACGUUGAUUCACCUUCUUUGCCUUUAACCUCUUCUUGGCAAAUGAAUGUACCAUUUCAACUUUGAUUUUAAAGUGCUAGUUGGUAUUGGUAAUAGUGCUAACCAAGAGACCAAUGCCAGAUUGCUUUCUUGGGGUGAGUUAGCCACAUCAUUUAAAGAUGGAAAGACCUGCAACUUUUUUGAUAUUUGAUGUAAUUGUAUCUACAUU
Molecule: messenger RNA, 4909 nt
Organism: Molossus molossus (Pallas's mastiff bat)
Lineage: Eukaryota; Metazoa; Chordata; Mammalia; Chiroptera; Molossidae
Gene: PARM1
Product: prostate androgen-regulated mucin-like protein 1
Exons: 4
Coding region: 189-1154 (321 amino acids)
Cellular component (GO): early endosome; plasma membrane; late endosome
Source: RefSeq, a predicted model, not a curated record